Colletotrichum gloeosporioides is the source of this 939-nucleotide messenger RNA. RefSeq lists its product as uncharacterized. Lineage: Eukaryota; Fungi; Ascomycota; Sordariomycetes; Glomerellales; Glomerellaceae. Bases 1 to 939 code for a protein of 312 amino acids. The transcript has a single exon. The record is from RefSeq and is a predicted model, not a curated record.
AUGACCCAGUCACAGAGUCAUCCCGACACCAUCGCCGCUGCCUCCGCGCCAGUCUUCGAGCGCCACCAGGACGACAGCUCUCCGAUUUCAGCCCAUCAUGAAUCUUGGCCUACCUCACCUUCAAAUUUUGAUGGCGAUACCGACGUUGACCGAGAUGCCUAUAAACGAUCGCUAGCAAACCGGCCUCCGGCCAAUGCGCCUAAGGGGCCGGCAGCCGAUCGAUUUCGCGGACAGAACCAAGGCAGUCGGCCACCGCCCAACGCUCCGACUGGCCCUGCUGCUCAUAGAAAGAAGGAAGUGAAUCGGAACCAUUUCGGCAGAUCACAUCAGCAACCGGUAACUCUAGCCGUCGCGCAUCCGAAUUCCAAAAGUUGGGCUAGCAAGGACUACGGAGAGAUGAAAAUGUUCGAGAAGGGAAUGGAGCAGAUGAAAUAUAGGCGCAUGGCUAAUUCUCCUUGUGUCCCCCGAACUGCCUCGGAAUACAUGAUCCUCAGAGAAGAAAAUUUGCAAAAAGCCAAGCAACACAUUGCGUGGAAGAAGCAGCAUGACGAAGAGGAAACGGAUGAUCGAGUAAGCAAUAACAAGAACACGUCUCUGCCCUGCGAAAAGCUUUCAUCGCGCGAGUUGUUCCCGAGGCGCAAUGCGCAGAUAUACUGGCAUGCCGGCUCCACCAAGGACCUCCGAGACUGGCCAACUCCUAACGACUUCAAAAACCAUGGGGAUAGGAGGAACGAGCAAGGAAAGAAGCAAAUUCUUCCCCCAGACCAAAUAAACGAGUUUCAGCCGAUAGACUCAAGAAAAUCAAACGGCGUACACAAGGACGCGGCGGCCUCAGAUGAUCAGCAGAUCAGACUCGAAGAGCUUUCUGAGCGGUGCCAAGAGCUGAUCAAGGACUUGAUCGACGCGGGCGACGAGAAGAACACUGAGAGAUAUGUUUAG